AUGAUCUUUGAAUCCAAACUUCCUCUACCCUCCGUACCCAAGACUGAUGUGUUCAACUACAUCUUUCACCAGGGCAGACGACCAUAUCCAUGGAGUCGAGUGCUCUACCGCGUCGACCAGACCGGUGAAACCCUGACGCUGGCAGAGCUCGAGGAGAAAAGCCGACGCUUAGCUGAUGCUCUUCGCUCGGAGUAUGAUAUCAUGCCCAAGGAUGUCGUCGGCAUUUUCGCCAAGGACAGGAUCCAAUAUCCAAUCGCCUAUUUUGGCGCUUUGGCCGCCGGAGCUACGGUGGCCCUCAUCCCUGUGCAGCAAGAGAUGUCCGAAACGGACAUUGCGACUCGACUAGUGCAGUCGCAGGUGAAGCUGCUUAUCACCGACAGCGACCUAUUGCUCCUCGCCGAGGUGUCGACGAACUUAGCCGGCGCUGUUCGCCUAAUCACGCUCGACGACAGCCCGAACCAAUUGUGGGCAUCUCUGGAGCGUCUUCUUGCACGCGGCCGCCCUGACGCUGACCUCUUCCGGCUAGAAUCGGAGGCCGGCGCAGAGGAGUAUGAUGCUUUUCUGAACCGCACGAGCGGGUCCACGGGGAACGUCAAGUCCGUACUCACCAGCCAUGCCCAUUUCAUUGCCACGAUGGAAGGUACCAUCGGCACGAUUCCGGACAAUACUGACCCAGACCAUGAUGUCUGGCUCUCGCCCCUGUCACUGGGAUUUUUCAUCAACGCCAAGCUCAACAUGGGCCUCAACAUCCUGCUGGGGAUCCCCGUGGUACUCAUGAACGGUCCCCUCGAUGAGACGACCGUUGACGUGAUCGGCCGGCACAAGGUCAGCUUUCUCUUCAUCACACCCCCGAUUGCAGCCCGCCUGGCGCGGACUGACUUCCAAGCGUCCGGCGUCGACGUCAGUAGUGUCAAGUGGCUCCUCACGGCUGGCGCCCCCAUGCACGAAAACCUGCGGCAGACGGUUUCCAACCAAUUCGGGGGCGUUCACUUGGACCUCGAAUGGGGCACCUCCGAGACCAUGCUCAUUGCAAUCCAGCGCGACGACGACUCCCGCCGCAGUGGGUACAGUGGCACACUCGUGAACGGAAUGCAAGCCAAAGUCAUCAGCACGGUCACCGGCCAGGAACUGGGAGUGGGCGAGGCUGGCGAGAUUCUGGUGCGCAAUCAGCUGUGUCGAUUCAAGGGCUACAAGGACAACGAGGUGGCCAAUCGCGACUUCGACUCCGAAGGCUGGUUCCACACGGGGGACUAUGGGCACCUCGACGAGAAUUGCAACGUCUUCAUCAUGGAUCGGAUCAAGGAGCUCCUCAAGGUCGGGGGCGGUUACGGGACGCACAUCUCCGCUGCGGAGCUGGAGGCCGUGGUGUUUGAGCAUCCCGCGGUGGCAAGUGUCGUGGUCGUGGGCAUUCGCAAUGACUUCACCCAGCUGGAUGAGCCUACCGCGUUCGUGAUCCUCAAGCCCGAGUAUCAUCAGAAUCCCCAACUCACCCACCAGUUGGAGCGAGACAUUCUACACUUCGCCAACCAAAAGCUCACCGGGCUUCGGAAGCUGACGGGUGGUGUCCGGUGCCUCUCUCACUUUCCCACGACAGGAUUCAAGAUCAAUCGGAGGCAACUCAAGCAGAUGGGCCAUGCGGCAGGGCAGGAUGUGGCCAAUGGCCUGUUUCCUUCCUCUGUCCCAAAUUACGUGCAAUCGGUUUGA
Aspergillus fischeri NRRL 181 is the source of this 1704-nucleotide messenger RNA. RefSeq names its product AMP-binding enzyme domain protein. The record is from RefSeq and is a predicted model, not a curated record. Gene Ontology annotation, biological process: secondary metabolic process. The transcript is spliced from 2 exons. NCBI's taxonomy places the organism in Eukaryota, Fungi, Ascomycota, Eurotiomycetes, Eurotiales, Aspergillaceae. The coding region runs from base 1 to 1704 and encodes 567 amino acids. Gene Ontology annotation, molecular function: CoA-ligase activity.